CCAGCCUGCGCCCUGGCCGGCGGCAGAGCGCUGGGUGCGGGGCCGUGGUCAGAGCUGUGGGGCUGCUCGCUGCCCCGCUGCUCCCUCUCCUGCUGAGGGAGAGGGGGCCGAGGUAGGGUGAGGGUGAGCGGCCUCGGGGGGUUUGGCAUCUGCCUCCUGCCCCUGGAGGGGUGCGAAGCUGGGAAGCUGUUGGCCCGGAGGCGUUUGGGCAGGUGUUUCAAUGUCGUUCCCGGCUCUCCGAAUCCUAAAUGACGCACUUUGGCCGCAAGAAAGCACGCUCUGGUGCAGGGGAUGGGAAAAGGGGCGUCUGUGCCCCAGGUGCAGCUUCCUCCGUGGAGGGGGACGCUGCCUGAUGUUCAUCACCCCCAGUUCCCCACCCCCAGCCCCGGCUGUAUUCGAAACAGUCAGCUUGUGACUGAUGCUUCUGAGUUCAAGUCAUUCUGCUGACUUCUACCAGACUGGCUGGUUGGUUGAAAACACAGCGUACACGCAUACAACUAAGCUGAAGGUGAUCCUUAAGAUAGAUAGAGAAGUCUCUGUACCAUGGAGAGCCUCUGUGCAGCAAAUACCACUUUUGCACUUGACCUCUUAAGAAAGCUGUGUGAGAACAAAAGCAGGAAAAAUGUAUUCUUUUCUCCUUUUAGUAUUUCUUCUGCUCUGUCUAUGAUUUUGUUGGGUUCAAAAGGUACCACUGAAGCCCAGAUAGCAAAGGUACUUUCUCUGAACAAAGCUGAGGAUGUUCACAAUGAGUAUGCAUCUCUUCUCUCUAAAAUCAAUGAUCCAAACAGCAAGUACAUACUGAGAACUGCUAACCGACUUUAUGGAGAAAAGACACUUGAGUUUCUCUCAUCAUUUAUAGAGUCAAGUCAGAAAGCCUAUCAUGCUGGACUAGAACAGACUGACUUCAUCCAUGCUUCAGAGGAUUCCAGAAAACAAAUAAAUGGCUGGGUAGAGGAAAGAACUGAAGGUAAAAUCCAGAAUCUGUUGGUGGAGGGGAUUAUUGAUCCUCUGACCAGACUUGUGUUGGUGAAUGCCAUCUAUUUCAAAGGCAACUGGGAAAAUCAGUUUGACAAAGAGAGAACAGAAGAAAUGGCAUUUCAUAUUAACAAGAAAGAGACGAAACCUGUGCAGAUGAUGUUCAAGAAGGAUAAAUUUAACAUGACCUAUAUUGGGGACUUCAAGACCAAAAUCCUUGAGAUCCCUUAUGUUGGAAAUGAACUCAGCAUGAUCAUCUUGCUUCCUGAUGCAAUUGAGGAUGAAUCCACUGGCUUGGAAAGUCUGGAAAGAGAACUUACGUAUGAGAAGCUGAUAGACUGGAUCAAUCCUGAAAUGAUGGACUGUACAGAGGUGAGGGUGUCUUUACCCAGAUUUAAACUGGAAGAAGAUUAUGAUCUGAAACCCCUUCUGAGCAGCAUGGGAAUGCCUGAUGCAUUUGACUUAGGGAAGGCAGACUUCUCAGGAAUGUCAGCUGGCAGUGAGCUGCUGCUCUCUCAGGUAGUUCACAAGUCCUUUGUGGAAGUCAAUGAAGAAGGCACGGAAGCAGCUGCUGCCACAGCCGCAGUGAUGAUGUUGCGCUGUGCAAUGAUCACUCCAGAAUUCACUGCUGAUCAUCCCUUCCUCUUCUUCAUCCGGCACAACAAAACUUCCAGCAUUUUGUUUUGUGGCAGAUUUUCGCAGCCUCGAGGCUCUUCUCCGCCGGGUAAACCCAGCCCUUCGCCGGGAGAUCCAGGCCACGCCCGGGGUGCCGGUGCAGGCUCCCAGCCCUGGUCCCGCCCCAGCCCGGCGGCUCCUCGGUACCGCUCCGCGCCGGCCCGGGCAGCCAUAACCAUGGAGAACCUGUGUAAUGCCAACAGCCGAUUUGCACUUGAUCUGCUUGGGAGAUUUAGUGAGGCCAACCCAGCAGGAAAUGUUUUCUUCUCUCCUGUCAGUGUUUCUGCUGCUCUGGCCAUGGUCCUUUUAGGGGCCAAGGGUGAUACAGAGGCCCAGGUGCUGAAGACACUUCACUUUGAUGAAGUUGAAGAUACUCACUCAAGGUUUCAGGCUCUGACCACGGACAUAAACAGAAGCAAUGCUCCCUAUCUCUUACGGCUGGCAAAUCGGCUUUUUGCAGAGAAGUCCUACAGCUUUUUGCCGGAUUUCCUGACUAAUACUCAGAAAUUAUAUGGAGCGGAUUUGGCUACAGUUGAUUUUCUUCAGGCUUGUGAUGAAGCCAGGAAAGAAAUUAACCAGUGGGUAGAGGAGAAAACAGAAGGCAAAAUCCCUAAUCUGCUGUCUGAAGGCUCAGUUGACAGCAUGACCAGGCUCGUGCUGGUGAACGCUAUUUAUUUCAAAGGGAACUGGGCAGAGAAAUUCCAAGAAGCCAACACUACUGACAUGCCAUUUCGGUUAAAUAAGAAUGAAAGGAAGACAGUAAAAAUGAUGUACCAGAAAAAGAAAUUUCCUUUUGGGUAUUUCCCUGACGAGAAGCUCCGUGUUCUAGAGCUGCCUUAUGAUGGAAAAGAACUUAGUAUGAUCAUCCUGUUACCUGAUGACAUUGAAGAUGACUCCACUGGACUGCAGAAGCUGGAGAAGCAGCUUACCUUAGAGAAGCUCCAGGAAUGGACACGUCCAGAGAACCUAUAUUCUACUGAUGUUCAUGUGCAUUUGCCAAAGUUUAAGCUUGAAGAAAGCUAUGACCUUAAAUCAGACUUAGCUGCUAUGGGCUUGUUGGAUGUAUUUGACAGUGGCAAGGCUGACUUGUCUGGAAUGUCAGGGGCACGAGACCUCUUCCUCUCUAAAGUUGUCCACAAAGCUUUUGUAGAAGUGAAUGAGGAAGGCACAGAAGCUGCAGCUGCCACUGCUGGCAUUGCUAUGCUCUGCAUGGUUAUUGAAGAGCAUUUCAAAGCUGACCAUCCUUUCCUUUUCUUUAUUCGCCACAACCCAACUGGGAGCAUACUAUUCCUUGGCAGAUAUGCUUCUCCAUAAAAGAGAACUUGGGAAUUACGGCCCAGAUCUUGAUGUAGUUAAAAACUUUGCUCCCAGAUUAGUUGGAUUUUGAUGUAGAAAGUUAAUGCUUCUGUCUUGAAUUCCUAGCAACUUUGACUGAGAUUCCACCUUUCCCAGUAAAAUGGCCACAAAGAAACUGAGGAGUAAUAUAUUUUUCUUUCUUGAGAUUGACAUAAUCUUUAAUAACUAGAAAAAUCUGAACUGUAGGCAGAAAAAAUGUUUUGAAAUUGGACUAGAAAUAGAAAUACUCUUUGAAGAAGCUUAUCCUUUUAAAGCACAGGAUCACCACAUAUGCAUCCUUGCAUGGCUUUCUCUGUAUUGACAGCGCUCUGUUGUGGUAAUUUAUAAUAAGCCAGUCAUUCCUUAUGCAUGUAUAUUAGGAUGUUUCUGCAAAGCUAUUCCGCCCCUUAAAUCUUGCUUCUCAAAGAUAUCUUAAUAAAAUGCUUCAAGGCAACAAAAGGCAUGCUCCUGAACAGCUGAGUUUACACAGUUCUGAUGUGAAAUAGAAGGUCAGAUAACAUUUGUUUAGAAACAUCUAUUAAUAGAGAAAGGAUUAAGCUACUUCAAAAAAGUAACCCCUUCCAGUAAUCAGGCAGAAAAUUUGCAAUACAGCUUUUGAAUGAGGAGGAGAAGAAAUUAAUAAUGAUUGUAGGUGAUAUGCUUAGAGAGUAUUUUUAAAAUGUAGAGUCUGGUCCAUUUUAGAUAUUGAAAAUGUGUCAGGACUUAGGGGUUUUAGGUGCUUUCAGUAUGAUCCUAGAUUGUGGCCAGAGCCUAUGGGAUCCUCCAAAAAUAUGACAGCUUCCCAGAGAAUGACUGUAUAUCCUGCAAUAAAUCUGAUGUCUCUUCACUUGCAAGGAUUCAACAUUUUCUGAGCUGACUUCCACUACCUCUUUAUACACAAACUUUUUGUCCUGUACAACAGCCUUAUGCCUGCGAGCCACUGUAAUUACAUACUAUUAGUCUUCUGUGUUUAUUUCUGGAGCUUAUUUCCUUGUAUCAUGUAGAUCUUGGGUACUGUAACAUUUUACAACCUGAGUUCUAAGUGGGGCACAAUAGUUUCUGUAAUUGCCAGCUGUAUGUUAACUUCAAGCAACAAAUAAAAGUAUUUUCUUAAAA
Molecule: messenger RNA, 4101 nt
Organism: Apus apus (common swift)
Lineage: Eukaryota; Metazoa; Chordata; Aves; Apodiformes; Apodidae
Exons: 15
Coding region: 544-2964 (806 amino acids)
Biological process (GO): negative regulation of endopeptidase activity
Molecular function (GO): serine-type endopeptidase inhibitor activity
Source: RefSeq, a predicted model, not a curated record